Heterostelium album PN500 is the source of this 2559-nucleotide messenger RNA. RefSeq names its product glycogen/starch/alpha-glucan phosphorylase (gene glpV). The transcript is spliced from 2 exons. The coding region runs from base 1 to 2559 and encodes 852 amino acids. Gene Ontology annotation, biological process: glycogen catabolic process. The record is from RefSeq and is a predicted model, not a curated record. Gene Ontology annotation, cellular component: cytoplasm. Lineage: Eukaryota; Evosea; Eumycetozoa; Acytosteliales; Acytosteliaceae. Gene Ontology annotation, molecular function: glycogen phosphorylase activity; pyridoxal phosphate binding.
AUGAUGUCGAUUCCAUUUAAACAAACAGCCAGAACAACAACUGGUGUAGUUCCACCCACUGAAAAGAAGAAAGGAAGUAAAUUGUUUGCUCUCAAAACAGAUUUUUUGAAAAAUGACGAAGAUUCAAUUCAAAAAGGUAUUUUAGAUCAUGUUGAAUAUACAUUGGCCAGAACCAAAUAUAAUUUUGAUUCGUUCUCUGCAUAUCAGGGAUCCGCUUACAGUGUAAGAGAUCGUUUGAUUGAGAGAUGGAACGAAACUCAACAAUACUAUACCGAGAAGGAUCCAAAGCGUGUCUAUUAUUUAUCUAUGGAGUUCCUCAUGGGUAGAACUCUUCAGAAUGCAAUCUACAAUAUGGGAUUGAACGACGAAUAUCACAACGCUCUUUUGGAGCUCGGAUUCGAGUUGGAGGAUCUCUACGAGGAGGAGAAAGAUGCCGCCCUUGGUAAUGGUGGUUUGGGUCGUUUGGCCGCUUGUUUCAUGGACUCGUUGGCCACCCUCAAGUACCCGGCAUGGGGAUACGGUUUGCGUUACAACUACGGUAUGUUUGAGCAGGGUAUCUACGAUGGUUAUCAAACUGAGGUGCCAGACUACUGGUUGGUAGCCGGCAAUCCAUGGGAGAUCGAACGUCUCGAUGUCCAAUACACUGUGCGUUUCUACGGUCACGUCGUUGAGCGUAAGACUAGCGAGGGUGUUAAGUUUGAGUGGGAGGGUGGAGAGCUUGUCCAAGCGAUCGCUUACGACACCCCAGUUCCAGGUUAUCAUACUACCAACACCAACAACAUCCGUCUCUGGAGUUCAAAGCCACACAAGGAGUUUGACUUGGAUGCCUUCAACGGUGGUAACUACUUGAGUGCCGUCGAAGCCAAACAACGUUCGGAGAAUAUCACAUCGGUACUCUAUCCAAACGACAAUACCUACAGUGGAAAAGAGUUGAGAUUGAAGCAACAGUACUUCUUUAUUGCUGCCACUUUGUGCGAUGUCGUUCGUCGUUACAAGAAGACACACACCGGAUGGAAGGAUUUCUCGUCAAAGGUUGCCAUCCAGUUGAAUGACACUCAUCCAACCAUCGGUAUCGUUGAGUUGUUCCGUAAGUUGUUGGACGAAGAGCAUCUACAGUGGGAUGAGGCAUGGUCGAUCGUCACCAAGACCUUUGGCUACACCAACCACACCAUCCUUCCAGAGGCACUCGAGAUGUGGCCAGUCCAAUUGAUCGAAGAUCUCCUCCCACGUCACAUGCAACUCAUCUACGGUAUCAACCACAGAUUCUUGAUUACCGUCACCCAAAAGUGGCCAGGAAACAUCGAUAAGAUGAGAAAUCUCUCGAUCAUCCAAGAGGGUGACGAAAAGAAGGUUAGAAUGGCUCAUUUGGCUAUUGUUGGUUCGCGAUUCGUCAAUGGUGUCGCCGCUAUGCAUUCAGAGCUCGUCAAGCACCGUGUGUUCCCAGAUUUCUUUGCGUUGUUCCCAGAGAAGUUCCAGAACAAGACCAACGGUGUCACUCCACGUCGUUGGAUCCAACAGGCCAAUCCAGGUCUCAGCCAGAUCUUGACCAAGUGGUUGGGUUCCGAACGUUGGGCUAUCGAUUUGGAGAUGAUCAAGGACAUCCAAAAGCAUAUCAACAACCCAGAGUUGAUCGAGGAGUGGAAGUCUGUCAAACAGUUCAACAAGGAGCGUCUCGCAGACUUUAUCCACAAGAACUGCGGUGUCAAGGUCAACACCAACGCACUCUUUGACGUGCAUAUAAAGAGAAUUCACGAGUACAAGAGACAACUCUUGAACAUCUUGGGUGUCAUCUACCGUUAUCUCUCGAUCAAGAAGAUGUCGGUGGAGGAGCGACAAUCGGUUGUUCCAAGAGUGGUCAUCUUUGCCGGUAAAGCUGCCCCAGGUUACUUCAUGGCCAAGCGUCACAUCAAGUUGAUCAACUCUGUCGCCGAAGUAAUCAACAACGACAAGGAAGUAGAGGAGUAUCUCAAGGUCGUUUUCAUUGCCAACUACAAUGUCUCCGUCGCCCAAGUCAUUAUCCCAGCAUCGGACAUCAAUCAACAGAUUUCCACCGCCGGAACAGAGGCAUCUGGUACCAGUAACAUGAAGUUCACCAUGAAUGGAUCGCUCAUUAUCGGUACUCUCGACGGUGCCAACGUUGAGAUCGCCGAGGAAGUCGGUGAGGAGAACAUGUUCAUAUUCGGUCUGCGUACACACGAGAUUGACAAGGCACGUGAGAAGAUGAAAGCCAAGGAAGUCGUGAUUGACUCGCGUCUCCAAGAGGUAUUCUUGAAUAUUGAACUCGGUACCUUUGGUCCACCCGAGAUUUUCAAGCCAAUCGUUGACUCAUUGGUCUACAACGAUUUCUACUUGACUAUGCAAGACUUCCCACUCUAUCUCGAAGCACAAGAGGAAGUCGAUGCCCUCUGGAAGAAGCAAGAUGAAUGGAUCAGAAAAUCAAUCAUCAACACUGCCAACACCUAUUUCUUUAGCAGUGAUCGUGCAAUGAGAGAGUAUGCCGAUCAAAUUUGGGAUAUCAAACCAUGUGAAGUAGAAACAACUGAAAAUAGAAGAUAUUAA